GGUAUAUAAGGGAGUUGGUUUAGCAUGUUUUAUUCACUCUACAACUCUGGAAACUCAUUGCUCGACAAAGAAUUUUGGCUUCAAGAUUGUCAACUGAUCUACCCAGUCAAGAUGAAGAGUCUUGUAGUUUCGCUGUUGUUUCUGAGCUGUGCGCUCGUCGUCUUCGCCAGUGACUCGAACGAUGAAGAAGCAUCCAAAAUACUUAUCCCUCGGCCUCCUCCGCCUCCAAAGCCAUCACCUAACAUCUAUCUCCCAGGGAUCGUCAUCAGUUCCAAUUCAUCCCCCUUGGGUGUACGAUACUGUUACUGCUUUGCCUUCAAGUGUCACG
Molecule: messenger RNA, 328 nt
Organism: Actinia tenebrosa (Australian red waratah sea anemone)
Lineage: Eukaryota; Metazoa; Cnidaria; Anthozoa; Actiniaria; Actiniidae
Source: RefSeq, a predicted model, not a curated record